GCGUGGGAAAGACUACUUUGAUCCAGAAAGUCACUCAGGCUCUAAAAUCCUCGGGCAUUCCUAUUGAUGGAUUUUACACAGAGGAAGUUAGAGAAGGUGGCAGGAGAACAGGAUUUGAUGUUGUCACUUUGGCUGGAAACCGAGGACCUUUAUCUAGAGUCAGUUCCAAUUCUUCUACUUCGAGACAUGAAUAUCGGGUUGGGCAGUAUGCUGUAGACCUUGUUUCAUUUGAGCAGUUGGUUCUACCUAUGCUGAGAAAUGUAAACCAUGGCAGUGAGGCGGAGAAAAAGAUCUGCGUGAUAGAUGAGAUUGGUAAAAUGGAACUCUUCAGCCAGGCCUUUAUUCAGGCUGUUCGUCAAACGCUGACUGGCUCAGGGGUCGUGGUGCUUGGAACUAUUCCUGUACCUAAGGGAAAGCCACUGGAUCUUGUUGAAGAAAUAAGAAGUAGGAAAGAUGUUAAAGUGUUCAAUGUUAGUAAGGAAAACAGAAACAGCAUUUUGCAAGACAUCUUGGCAGCUGUGGAAUCCUGCAGAAAAUGA
This is a messenger RNA of Mesitornis unicolor (brown roatelo), 539 nucleotides long. RefSeq names its product nucleoside-triphosphatase, cancer-related (gene NTPCR). The annotation marks the transcript as partial. The record is from RefSeq and is a predicted model, not a curated record. The transcript is spliced from 4 exons. Gene Ontology annotation, molecular function: ribonucleoside triphosphate phosphatase activity. NCBI's taxonomy places the organism in Eukaryota, Metazoa, Chordata, Aves, Mesitornithiformes, Mesitornithidae.